AUGGCUCGAGCUGCAGGAACCCGCGCCGCGAGCGCAAAACCCGCACCCAUCAAAGCAGUAAAGGUCAACGGCACUGCACGACGCGCAAAGACAGCAGCGCCCGCCAUCACCAACGGCGAUGCAGAAGAUUCAGCAUCCGAGUCUGAGCCUGAACCAGCCGCAAAGCGUAAGAAGAACGCGUCUGAGCAAAUAUCAUCUCGCGCUUACAAACCUCUAGCUGCCGCAAAGGGACGCGCAAAGAAGACAGCCAUCCCAGUGCCUGAGCCCAAGGCAAAGCCCGCACCCGCGCCCGCGAAGACCAACAAGCGCAAGAAGGACGAAGCGAGCGAAGAAGAGGCCUCGCCCGAACCUGAGGCCAAGAAGGCAAAGGUUGAUGUAGAUUCGCCCGCAGCAGAGGAGAAGCCUGCACCCAAGAAGGCAGCAGGACCCAAGGUCAAGGGCCCGCGACGAGUGCGCGGCGAGAAGAAGGAGAUCAUCGACGUCCGCUACACGGAGCCGCUCAAGGUCUUCGUCUUCGGCGAAGGCGCGAAUGGCGAGAACGGCUUUGGCGCGACCAAGAAGGCCAUUGACAUCAAGCGACCGCGCUACAACGAGCUCUUGACCAAGCACGAGGUUGUGCGAAUCGCAACCGGUGGCAUGCAUGUUCUUGCAUUGACCAAGGACAACAAGAUCUUGUCAUGGGGAGUCAACGAUAGCGGCGCGCUGGGACGCAACACAAAAGAUGCAGUCGUACCGACGCGUGAUCUCGACGCCGACGACAGCGAUUCCGACUCAGAAGACGAGACGGGCGGCUUGAUCGACCUCGAGGCUACCCCGACCGCCAUCUCCGACGAGUAUUUCCUGCCAGACACGACGUUCGUCGACAUUGCUGCCGGCGACAGCUGCUCGUUUGCCAUCACCACAGAGGGCGCCGUCUACGGCUGGGGCACGUUCCGCAAGAACGAGGGCAUUCUCGGCUUCAAGGGCAAGGGUGAUGUUGCAGAAUACCCACAGUACAUUGAGGGUGUCACCAAGGCCACCCAGAUCGCGUGUGGUACCAACCACGUCUUCGUUCUCACCAAGGAUGGCAAUGUUUACGCAUGGGGCAAUGGUCAACAAAACCAACUAGGUCGCCGUCUGACGGAGCGAAACCUCACCGAGGGCUUGUUCCCCAGCAAGGUCGGAUUCCGCGAUCUCUCCUUCAAGAAGGUCAGCCACAAGCUGGUCUCCAUUAGCAGUGGCGACUACCACGGCUUUGCGAUCGCAGAGGACGGCCAUGUCUGGUCAUGGGGUGUCAACAACUACUGCGAGACCGGAUACCCUGCCAACGCCGGUGCAGACGACGCCAACGUCUUGACUCCUCGCAUCGUGGCCAGCCUCGAGGGCAAGCAGGUCCAGCAGGUUGCCGCAGGUUCACAUCACAAUAUCGCGAUCACGAAGGACGGACAGGCGCUCGUCUGGGGUCGCUGUGAUGGUUCGCAAACCGGUCUGCCCAGCGAGACUCUGGCUAGCAUUGACGACGAGAAGCGUCUGAUGAAGAACAACGGCAAGCCCAAGAUCUUGAUUGAGCCUACCCCCCUCUCCGACCUGAAAAACAUUGUCGCUGGCUCGUGCGGGCCCGACCACUCCAUUGUCAUCGACAAGGACGGCAAGGCUUACUCUUGGGGUUUCUCGGCAAACUACCAGACUGCCCAGGGUACUGACGAUGACAUCGACACACCCACCCUGAUCGACAACACUGCUGUACGGGACGUAAAACUGGUCUGGGCCGGCUGCGGUGGCCAGUAUGGUGUGCUUGCCAGCAAGAAGGACUAG
Messenger RNA from Parastagonospora nodorum SN15, 1794 nucleotides. RefSeq lists its product as hypothetical. The record is from RefSeq and is a predicted model, not a curated record. Gene Ontology annotation, cellular component: cytoplasm. The transcript is spliced from 2 exons. Gene Ontology annotation, molecular function: guanyl-nucleotide exchange factor activity. NCBI's taxonomy places the organism in Eukaryota, Fungi, Ascomycota, Dothideomycetes, Pleosporales, Phaeosphaeriaceae. The coding region runs from base 1 to 1794 and encodes 597 amino acids.